UUAUGUCCCAGUUUUUUGCCUCAAACGCAUGCAUUUCAUUUUUAUCUACACCUUUCAUCGCUGAAAGUCCCUCAUUUAGGCCAGGGAGCUAAUUGAGAAACUGCCAGUAUCACAUAUCCUGCUGCUACGUUUUCUUUUUGCUUUCCUGUCACAUCUUUGCGAAUUUGCUGAUGAGAACAUGAUGGAGCCUCAUAACAUGGCGAUCUGCUUCGGACCAACAUUGUUACCAAUUCCAGAGGGUAAAGAUCAGGUGUUUUAUCACAACUUCGUGAACGAAUUGGUCCGGAACUUGAUAUUGAAUGUAAAUGAGGUGUUUCCGCAAGAUCUACCUGGACCAGCGUAUGACAAAUAUGCAGCGAUUGCAGAAGAGGCCGACCAUAUGGGUUACAUGGAUGAUGUGUAA
This is a messenger RNA of Strongylus vulgaris, 403 nucleotides long. NCBI's taxonomy places the organism in Eukaryota, Metazoa, Nematoda, Chromadorea, Rhabditida, Strongylidae. The record is from the annotation of a GenBank genome assembly.